CCGGCGGGCUGAGGACUCAGGUUGCUCGCUGUUGCGCCGCCAGCUCCCCUCGCCAGCGGCAACUCGGAGGUUGCAGCCACCACUCGGGCCCACCGGGGGCUUGGCCUCCUUGUGAACAGUGCGCCGGCUCCACAGCGUGGGCCCCCAGGCCGGCCGCGUCCUCACGUGCCGAGGCAGCCGCAGUGACCCCGCCCCCGGGCCGAGGAUGUGAGACUGGCCGGGCGUCCCCGCACCGGGCCCGGGCGCCGGGAGUCGGCGGCUCGGCAGCGCUGGGCGAUGGCCCUGCUGCCGGUGCUCCUCGCCUCCUGGGGCUUGGGGCAGUGAGGGGGCCGGCGGGCGAGGGGAAACGGCCCCGGCGCGGCGGGGACCAAAGGACCUCGGGCGCCAUGGAGGGGGUUCUGUACAAGUGGACCAACUAUCUGAGCGGUUGGCAGCCUAGAUGGUUCCUUCUCUGUGGGGGGAUAUUAUCCUAUUAUGAUUCUCCUGAAGAUGCCUGGAAAGGUUGCAAAGGGAGCAUCCAAAUGGCAGUCUGUGAAAUUCAAGUUCAUUCUGUAGAUAAUACACGCAUGGACCUGAUAAUCCCUGGGGAGCAGUAUUUCUACCUGAAGGCCAGAAGUGUGGCUGAGAGACAGCGGUGGCUGGUAGCCCUGGGGUCAGCCAAGGCUUGCCUGACCGACAGUAGGACCCAGAAGGAAAAAGAGUUUGCUGAAAACACUGAAAACUUGAAAACCAAAAUGUCGGAACUAAGACUCUACUGUGACCUCCUUGUUCAGCAAGUAGAUAAAACAAAAGAAGUGACCACAACUGGUGUGUCCAAUUCUGAGGAAGGAAUUGAUGUGGGAACUCUGCUGAAAUCAACCUGCAAUACUUUUCUGAAGACGUUGGAAGAAUGCAUGCAGAUCGCAAACGCAGCCUUUACCUCUGAGCUACUCUAUCGCACUCCCCCAGGUUCACCACAGCUGGCCAUGCUCAAGUCCAACAAGAUGAAACAUCCUAUUAUACCGAUUCAUAAUUCAUUGGAAAGGCAAAUGGAGUUGAAUAGUUGUGAAAAUGGAUCUUUACAUAUGGAAAUAAAUGCUGAUGAAGAAAUCCUAAUGAAAAAUAAGAGCUCCUUAUAUUUGAAACCUGCAGAGAUAGAUUGCAGCAUAUCAAGUGAAGAAAAUACAGAUCAUAAUAUAACAGUCCAAGGUGAGAUCAUGAAGGAAGAAGGAGAGGACAACCUGGGAAAUCAUGACAGCAGCUUAGCCCAGCCUGCAUCAGACUCCUCAAGUAGCUCUCCGGAAUCCCACUGGGAAGAAGGCCAAGAAAUCAUCCCAACUUUCUUUAGUACCAUGAAUACCAGCUUUAGUGACAUUGAACUUCUGGAAGACAGUGGCAUUCCCACAGAAGCAUUCUUGGCGUCCUGUUAUGCUGUGGUUCCAGUAUUAGACAAACUUGGCCCUACGGUGUUUGCUCCUGUUAAAAUGGAUCUUGUUGGAAAUAUUAAGAAAGUAAAUCAGAAGUAUAUAACCAACAAGGAAGAGUUCACCACCCUCCAGAAGAUAGUGCUGCAUGAAGUGGAGGCCGACGUAGCCCAGGUUAGGAACUCAGCUACAGAAGCCCUCUUGUGGCUGAAGAGAGGUCUCAAAUUUUUGAAGGGAUUUUUGACAGAAGUGAAAAAUGGAGAAAAGGAUAUCCAGACAGCCUUGAAUAACGCAUAUGGUAAAACAUUACGGCAGCACCACGGCUGGGUGGUUCGAGGGGUUUUUGCGUUAGCUCUGAGGGCAGCUCCAUCCUAUGAAGAUUUUGUCGCCGCAUUAACCAUAAAGGAAGGCGACCACCAGAAAGCAGCUUUCAGUGUUGGGAUGCAGAGGGACCUCAGCCUUUACCUCCCUGCCAUGGAAAAGCAGCUGGCGAUCCUGGACACUUUAUACGAGGUCCACGGACUGGAGUCUGAUGAGGUGGUAUGACGCCUGCAGGACCGCGCCGCCUCCUAACUUCAGGGAAUAAAGUCUGCUAAAGUGUUUCAUUGCCCUGCUUGAUUUCCAGCAGCAGCUUCAGCCCUCUCCAACCCCUUCCUUGUGGGGAUGGAGAGAAGGAGGCAAAGCCUAGUGCUUUUAUAUAUAAUUUUUAAAAUGCAUAUGUCUUUUGUGUGUUUAAAAAUCAAGGUGCUACAUAUUUCAGUUCAAAGGGCCUCCUGGAAACCAAAUCAUAGCUGUUCUAUUAGAAUUGAACAGCAAGUUGUAAGAGCAGAGUUAACAAAUGAAUUUGUCGGUAUUGUGUUUUGUUUUUACCUUUUACUUUUAAUGAGCCUCCCAAACCCAAGCUGAAGAUGAGCAAAUUCUGUAUCAAGGAAUAUAACACAUAGCCAGUGUUUCAGUCCACUUAGACUAAAAACUGGGGGGAAGCUAAGUCCCUUUGUUGAAGCUAUUGAAAUGUAGAGUCUGGUGUUCCUAGACAUUCAGAGAAUCCUCUUCUCCAUGGCUUUGUAGGCAAGAAGAGCCUGUGUCGUCCAGGUGUUCGGGGCACUGGUGUGGGCCUGUCAGUGUGGGAGGAGGAAGACACAAGGAAUGCCAUCCCUGUUUAUGUGAGGGGAGACUGUGGCUCCUAAGGGAUGAGUGGUGCCCUAACUCCAAGCCAGCGAAGCAACAUGUCAUCUGUGAUGACCCCUAUCUAGUGGGGUCUUUGCCAGCGUGCUUUCCCGUGUGUCAUCUGAGUUGGACAUUACAGUGAAACUGACAUCCAGGCUUAUUAUCCAUUUCAGAAGUAAGGUUGAGAGAUUGAGGGAUUUGCUCACAGUCACACAGCUUCUAAUUAGAGGAUGCAGGUCAUUGCAGAGUGUGAUCUGGACCACUUCUGCAUCAAAAUCACACGGAGUGCUUCUUCAAAAAGCAAAUUCCCCAGCCUUACCCCGACCUGAAGAACCAGAAUAGUUCGGGUGGGACUUAGGAAUCUGCAUUUGAAUAAACUGUACCGGUGAUUCUCCUGCACCCAGGGUCGAAGAUCCACAAGAUUGAAUUCCAGUUUAAAUUCUAAUUUACAGGACUCCCCAUCUUCUGCAUGAACAAAAUGAUAGGUCCUUCUUUUCCCAGAGAGGAAGAGGCUUUCAUCGAAAUAAAAUAGUUAAAGGGAGAGCGAGAAGUGGAGCAAGUUUACUCACAGUUUUCUUGAUUGCAUGGGCCGCAGCGCCCAGCCAGCAGGCUUGGACGUUGCACUCAGGGACCACAGUUUUGAAUGUGCCAUCUGACCAAUCUCGGGAUGAUUGCCAGUCGUGAAGGGCAAGCCAGCUACAGCUGCUUAUCAACCUCAAAAGCUUUGGGACUGUGUCUGAAUUGAAAGGUGGGAUUUAAACUUGCAUCCAGCAGUGCUAGGUAGGCAUUCUCCUGGAGUGUGUGAUGCCAGGAGACUCUAGUAGGCCAAGCGGCCAUGAGUGGGUGUGGGCGGGAAGUCAUGGUGGCUUUCCCACCUGGGGCUGCUUCCUUCUAGUAGCUAGAAGAGAAGUUCCAGCAGGAGGUGGUGCCCCAGAGUAGAAGGGGAGCUCCUUCAAAGGGCACAGGUGAAUGCUACGUGAGCAGCUUCAGAUGAUACUUUCCUGGGGCAAAGAGAACCCUCUCUUUAGGCAGAGGUAGAUGUAGAGAGGGGUUUUGAUUUUGUCUUUUGUCUUUAAACAAAUUAGCAUUUAUUUAGCUCAGGUUAAUGAAACAGGUACUCCACUCACUAAGGACUUCUGGAAAAUGCUUAAACUUAGAAAAACAAAUGUUGUAAGGCUGGGGAAAAAGGUGCUAAAAUAAUAUUGAUUCUUUCGUAUUUUAGCACUUGCUGUUGGCAACUGCUGAGGGGGUGUGUCAUUUCCCCCCCUCCCACGAGUAGUUAGCGUGGAUCUCCUCUGGUUAGUGUGAGUAUGAUGGCAGAACUAGAGGAUAAUUCCGACUUCCUGCCCCUGACUUAGCCUUCUAAAAGGGAAAAAGAAAAAAACAGCCAGUUUUUGCUUGAACCUUGGAUGAGGACCCUUUAGGCAUUGUGCGGUUGGGAGGGGAUGCCCCCGGGAGACUGUAAGUGUCUGUCCUGAGCAACCGCCACUGCCCCCUGUCACCUCAGCUGACCUCGCGUCGGCUCCUGGAGAAGGGGCCGGCACACUGAAAACACCACAGAUUGGCCGCCGAGGCUCCUGAUACACACAGAAAGCUGCUCAGCAUGGCCCUUUCACAUUUAUUAGGUACUGCCUUGGUUUAUAGAACUCCGUUUUCUGGGGAAGAAGGGUUUAAUAUUCUCUAGGACCCUUGGGAACCCAGAUCAGGAUAGCUUGAAUAACUUGAAUAGCUUGUAUUUUGUACUCCGCCUUUUCCCACUCCUGUAGAAAGGGGGUAAGGUUUUUGACAGGUAUUUUCCUCACUGGAGCAUGUUCAGUUUGCCUGAGAUGUAUAAAGCUCGGAGGGUCCUAAAUAAAAGCUUAGAUUAGGUGAUAUACUAGGUGAUAAAUUCAACUUGACCGGAAGUUUGGCACAGUCCGAGCUUCCUCCUGGAUCUACGGCGUCAGCUUCUAGUUCAAGUACUACUCUGCAGGUACCGCCUAAGAUGGGAACAAAGUGAAAAGAUGGGUAAGACCUUUUCUCUGUGCUCCUCCAAGCUCUCUGGGGCGUCUCAGCUUUCUUACCCCCAGCCAGUGAGGGGAUGAACACACGAGUAUGCUUGUGCACAGAGAAAUCACCUGGCUCUCAUUGCUCAAAACAUUUUUAGGAGUCCUUUUUUAGAGUAACCUUUAGAGAGAUCCUGAAGAAAAAGGUAAUUUGUCUUCUAGGUAUCAGUAGAAGCUAAGAAACAUUUGGAUAAUCCCUUACGAAGUGCUUGCAAACACAGCAUCUCAUCAUGUGUGCACCUGUCCCCACAGGAGAGGCCAGACUUGACACGUAGGAGGGAUCAAUGUAUAUUUGUCCAGGGGAACAAAAUCCUUUCUGUGAUGGCAAUUUUUUUGUCCUUUGAAAGUAAAUUUGAUUCACUGUAGCUAAUCCUGGUGAAAAAUGUUAAGUUGGAGGGAUACCUGUUGGGGGCAAAACCAACUUAUGACUGUGAGAUGGAGAUGAUUUUCUUGUCAGCUCUUGAUCCGGCCCUGCAGGGGGUUCUAGAAGCAGGGCUCUCAGGAUGUGGAACAUCUCAGUCCCUGGGGAAUGGACUUUGAAAGGUGGUGUUCAUUAGGAUGUGUAAGUAGUGGCUUGAGGCACCUUGUUAUCACUAUUUGCAUGUCAUUCUGAACAUAAAGCUUCCUCAGAUGCCAGUUUGCACGAAAAGGGGUAGCUGAGCCUCAACUGCUUCCCUCUCCUGUUUUCUCUUACGGAAGAUUGCCAGCAGAGCCCCCUCCGAACACCAAAUCCAUUGCCUGUCUUAGCUGGUCUGCCCCAUUCCUCGCAGCGUCCCGUAACGCGUUUGGGGAGCACCUGGUACAGACCUAACCCAGGGUGAGGUGUCCAGUCAGUGCAGAUUCUCUUCCCCUCUUGGACUUCCGGAGCUUCUUUAAAGACCCUCCAUUCCCAUUUGUAGCUAUAAAGCAGGUGGCCACCGUGUGCGGGAAGUGACGUCUCCUCCGAUGAGCGCUGCUGGAAAAGUGUGCGGGCUUCUCUUUUUGAUUCUUAAUUGGACAUACGUGUAUUUCCCAAAAGUUAAUGCUUUCAACUUUAUAUUUUCGGAACAGUUCUUUUAAUUAAGAGAAAUACGUGGUAGGAGCCAGUAAAUACAGUACACCUUUCUUUAUUAAAUUUGAGAUAAGGGAGCUGAAGUAAGAGGCAUCAUGUUAAGGAGACUUAAUCUGAUGAUGAAAGUCAUACAUGUGAAGAAACAUCUAAGGCAGUAGAAAGAGUCAGAAGGUCAUGAGCAAUAUAAGAUGAUGUGAGGCAACUUUCUGAAAGAAAACUAUUUUUAUGGUUUUUUUCGAUUUAAAUGACUACAUCCCACGAGAAGUUGGUUACUUAACGGUGCAUUUCUGAAUCAUUGAUUAAAAUCAGUUGCUUCUGGUUUUAGUCCUAGGUUUUACAACUCUUCAGCUUCCCUAUUCAGAUGUUUUGUGUUUUUUUUUUUUUUUUAAGGUAACCUACCAACCUUCUUUACGUUUUUAGAUUUAGAAUUUGUAAGUAAAGUAUUUUUUAAGCCAUUGUUCUGUUAGCUGAGCUGAAGUGUUUGGUCUGAGAGGGCCUGACUUCAGGUGCUCUUUGUGAUCAGGUACAGGCUGCACAGCGGCAUCGGUGUGUACGCUAAACCUGUAUCCCUGGGAGGCGCUUGUCGAGGGCUUUACUUAGAACUACGUUCUGCUUCCGGAUGUCCCUUUGUAACCUGCAGUUGCUUACUCAGGGCUUUCAUAGUAAUGACAUAAAAAGAUACUUAGUAGCUCUCUGAUGGUAUUUUAAGACUACUUAUCAAUUAUAAGGUUGUUAGGGAUCCAUUCAACAACUCCAUGAACAUACUGUUCACUAGACCCUCUCUGGAAACGCUCCGGUCCCCAUCCUGUCGCAGCCAGUAGUCGUGUGUGCCGAGGCCAUUUGCGUGAUUUCUCGCUGCACUGCUGCACUGAGGGACUCCAGGGCAUGAUUCAGGAAUCAGUGGCAGUACAGUUGACGCAUGCAUGGGUCUUUCUCCUCUACUGUCUUGAUAUAGCCUUUCAUUAAAAGGAAAAAGACCUACCACUACUCUGUAAUGCAAGAGUUUGCGAGAUUUUUUUGGUUUCCCUUUUUAAUCACUUCUCUUUCAGAGUGAACAGAUGUUUUCAGCUAAGCUAUGUGAGAACACAAGAAAGAAAUCCUGCUUGUUUUGAGCACCAUUCUUUCUAUUACAUAGAUUUUAAAGUGUGAUCAGUAUUUCCUCCCUGUACUUUAUAAACAGCAACCACCCUGGGAUGGCUGGCACUCCUUGGGAAACGGAUGACGUCCCAGACUCCUGUGUACGUGUCUCUCCAUAGGUGUGUGUGGAGUCAGGGAUGACAGGAAGGGUGAUAGAAGUAUUCUGUUGCUUCCCAGAAGGCUAAUGAGCCAGUGUCAUGGCAUGUUUGAUGUCUGAGUCCCCAGUGUCAUGACAGUUUCACUAGAAUGUCAAUAAACAGCCCAACUACCUCACGUGAAAUUGGCUGUGGACAAUCUGUGUCAGAUGAGACAUGCAUUUAAGGUUGACUUAGUCUGGUUAGUAGAUUGAACAAAAUGAUGUCUCUAUAAAGAAGAAAAACAUUAGACCAGAUGCCAAAGGCUACCAUGUACAUAGAUUUCCUCGGAUUAAUUUUGUAAGUCAGUGUUGAAUUCCAGCCCCAGCAUUCUUAUCUCGAGUGUUUGUGGUCUCAUAGAUCCGUGCACUUUGAAUACCUGUCACGUGCAGUCUUGUGUUAACUGUCCUUGUUCUAAAACAUUUUGAAUGCGCAGCAUAAUGGCAGUAGAAAGCAAGUGUCAAGUAGUUUGUUGGUUUGUUAAUUUUAAUGGGCCUUUACUUAGAAUAUAAUGUGUUGGAGCCAUUGGGGACCAACCAGUGAAUGAGAAUUUCAUGUUUAGUGUUCAUGUUAAACUCUGUCCAAGUUCUUACUCUCUAUCUUGUGGGGAGGGUUUUACUUUUUUUGCAAAAAUGUUUGAAAACAUCUGUCAGAUUUUAUA
Messenger RNA from Callorhinus ursinus (northern fur seal), 7598 nucleotides. It is a transcript of the gene PLEKHA8, whose product is annotated as pleckstrin homology domain containing A8. Gene Ontology annotation, cellular component: cytoplasm; cytosol; membrane. Gene Ontology annotation, biological process: ceramide transport; intermembrane lipid transfer. Gene Ontology annotation, molecular function: ceramide 1-phosphate transfer activity; ceramide 1-phosphate binding. The record is from RefSeq and is a predicted model, not a curated record. NCBI's taxonomy places the organism in Eukaryota, Metazoa, Chordata, Mammalia, Carnivora, Otariidae.